Molecule: messenger RNA, 876 nt
Organism: Cladophialophora yegresii CBS 114405
Lineage: Eukaryota; Fungi; Ascomycota; Eurotiomycetes; Chaetothyriales; Herpotrichiellaceae
Exons: 2
Coding region: 1-876 (291 amino acids)
Biological process (GO): regulation of lipid metabolic process
Cellular component (GO): mitochondrion
Source: RefSeq, a predicted model, not a curated record
AUGUCGCUGGCUCUAAAAUUCACGUCUCUUGCCGUCCGUACUUUGUCCAAACCAAUAGCUAACUACAUCAAAAGACAAGCUCGUGAACAUGAGGGCUUCCGCCGGACCUGCAUCUCCUUCGCCCAGACCCUGCACAGAGUUGACAUGCGAUGGCGGAUAGGUCUUCUCCAAGAUGCAGCUGCCAUUGAGAGACAGGUCGCUAAAGAUGCGGCUGCUGAUGCCGCCAAGAAGCACAAGCAUGGCAAUGUUCCUACAGUCAAAACCGAAGCCCAGACAAAGGCCGACGAGGAAGCUGCCGCAAAAGCUGCGAAGGAAGGACACGAAGCUCCCAAGCCCCGUCCAAAGCCCAAGAUCAGACCUCUUUCCGAAGCCAAAGCAAUUGAGACGGGCGCCAAUUUUAUAAGCGAAGCCUUUCUCUUCGGUGUUGCGGCUAGUUUGAUAUUGUUUGAGUCAUGGCGGCAAGGUCGCAAGACGAAUCAACGAAGGAACGACGUGGCCGAGAGGUUGGCUGAGCUAGAAGAAUCUGAAAAGGCGGCGCGGUUAGCGUUGGUUGAGCUGGAGAGAGAGGUCCUUCGCCUGAGGGCAAAAGAGAAGAACGGCAGACCCCACGCACCCGCAAGAAUACUACCGAAGGAGAUAUACGAAGAAAGGGUGGAGGAGGAAGAAAAGCCUGUCAGUUGGUGGUCUCGAAUCAAAUCCCUUGUCUCGCCGGAACAGGAAGAUAAGGAAGCGAAGGAUUCACUUGCAAAGAACGAGCCUGGGCCCGCAGAGAAGAUUCUCAAACAGUCUGAUAAGGCACUCGAAGAGAAACGCAAGCAGCAGCAGGCUCUUGAUCCACGGGACAAGGAAACCUCUUCGCAAGGUCCCACGCAGUAA